Messenger RNA from Centrocercus urophasianus (Greater sage-grouse), 374 nucleotides. RefSeq names its product metallothionein-1. NCBI's taxonomy places the organism in Eukaryota, Metazoa, Chordata, Aves, Galliformes, Phasianidae. The coding region runs from base 48 to 239 and encodes 63 amino acids. The transcript is spliced from 3 exons. The record is from RefSeq and is a predicted model, not a curated record. Gene Ontology annotation, molecular function: metal ion binding.
GGCAGCGUGAAGCUCCAGCCUCUGCACUGACGUCCAGCAGCCGCGUCAUGGACUCCCAGGACUGCCCGUGUGCCACCGGCGGCACCUGCACGUGCGGAGACAACUGCAAAUGUAAAAACUGCAAAUGCACAUCGUGCAAAAAAGGCUGCUGCUCCUGCUGCCCUGCAGGAUGUGCCAAGUGUGCACAGGGCUGUGUCUGCAAAGGGCCCCCCUCUGCCAAGUGCAGCUGCUGCAAGUAGCGACCCCCCCCCCCCGCCACGACAAGGAAAACUAACCUUAUAGUAUGUGUUUUUUUAUAUGUGUGUUCGGAUCGUGUCAGUGUUCAGCACAUGUGGUGUGCCAUGAGCUGCCUGAAUAAAGCUGUGUGUAUAUAA